UCUCUACUGAGAGUAUCCGAUCCUUCUAGAGCCCUAGUUUUACACUCUCUCUCUCUCUCUAGGGAAAAUUCGCUAGAUCUGAACUCAGAACCCUCGCAAUUCGUUCGUAGCUCUUUAUUCAUUUCCGUCUGAGCAAUGGCUUUGGUUCUACACACUUACAAGGGAAACAAAGGUGCCUACAAGGCACUCAUCGCUGCAGAGUAUGCAGGUGUCAAGAUCGAGGAGUCCUCCAACUUUCAGAUGGGCGUCACCAACAAAUCUCCCGAGUUUCUCAAGAUGAACCCCAUUGGAAAGGUUCCCGUGCUUGAGACUCCACAAGGUCCCAUCUUUGAGAGCAAUGCCAUCACCCGAUACGUGAGCCGUGUGAAUGGUGACAGCCCUUUGAAUGGAUCAUCCCUCAUUGAUUACGCUCACAUUGAGCAAUGGAUUGAUUUUGCCUCGUUGGAGAUUGAUGCUAACAUGCUGAGGUGGUUCGCUCCAAGGAUGGGCUAUGCUCCUUUCUCUGCUCCUGCUGAGGAAGCUGCUAUUGCUGGAUUGAAGAGAGGACUUGAUGCUCUUAACACCCAUCUCGCCUCCAACACUUACCUCGUUGGACACUCUGUUACCCUCGCGGAUAUUGUAACCAUCUGCAACUUGAACUUGGGAUUUGCCACCGUGAUGACCAAGAGCUUCACCUCUGAGUUCCCUCAUGUUGAGAGAUACUUCUGGACAAUGGUCAACCAACCCAACUUCAAGAAGGUGAUUGGUGAUGCCAAGCAGACCCAAGCUGUCCCUCCUGUUCCUUCUAAGAAAGCUGCGCAGCCUGCAAAGCCCAAGGAGGAGCCUAAGAAGCCUGCCCCUGCAGCAGAGGCACCCAAGUUUGCUGAGGAGGAAGAAGCACCAAAGCCCAAGGCCAAGAAUCCUCUUGAUUUGCUACCACCUAGCCCAAUGGUUCUUGAUGAGUGGAAGAGGCUUUACUCCAACACCAAGUCCAACUUCCGUGAGGUUGCAAUCAAAGGAUUCUGGGACAUGUACGAUCCAGAGGGAUACUCGCUAUGGUUCUGUGACUACAAGUACAACGACGAGAACAUGGUUUCGUUUGUUACACUGAACAAGGUUGGUGGGUUCCUCCAGCGAAUGGACUUGGCACGUAAAUAUGCCUUUGGAAAGAUGCUCAUUUGCGGGUCAGAGGCUCCUUUCAAGGUGAAGGGUUUGUGGCUGUUCCGUGGACCAGAAAUCCCCAAAUUCAUUAUGGAUGAGGUCUACGACAUGGAGCUCUACGAGUGGACCAAAGUUGAUAUCUCUGACGAAGCACAGAAAGAGCGUGUUAGCCAGAUGAUUGAAGAUGCCGAGCCUUUUGAAGGUGAGGCUCUUUUGGACGCCAAGUGCUUCAAGUGAGAGAUGCUCUUCUUCACCCCCACCUCUAUCUCCACAGGGUGCUUACUCUGUUACUAGUGUUUUGAUAUCUUCUAGAGUCCUUGCAACCUUUGAAUCGUAGAGUUUUGUUUUCCAUUUGGGAUUUAACAACUGCUCUUUUGUGACAGAAUUGCCUAAAACUCCUCUUUCUAUGUUGUCAUCUUUCUAUUGGUUUACAUCCAUUUUGGUUUCGACUUUAGAUUGGUUUAUUCGAAAUUCGUGGCACUUAUAAAUUA
Molecule: messenger RNA, 1631 nt
Organism: Raphanus sativus (radish)
Lineage: Eukaryota; Viridiplantae; Streptophyta; Magnoliopsida; Brassicales; Brassicaceae
Product: probable elongation factor 1-gamma 2
Exons: 7
Coding region: 136-1377 (413 amino acids)
Biological process (GO): translational elongation
Molecular function (GO): translation elongation factor activity; glutathione transferase activity
Source: RefSeq, a predicted model, not a curated record